Closterium sp. Naga37s-1 is the source of this 3975-nucleotide messenger RNA. NCBI's taxonomy places the organism in Eukaryota, Viridiplantae, Streptophyta, Zygnematophyceae, Desmidiales, Closteriaceae. The record is from the annotation of a GenBank genome assembly.
AUGCCUCUCGAGACGACACUCGACGUCGUCCAUGCGACGUCGGCGUCGUCGCACGGGGAAGCGCGUGCUUCCUCGCGUCCUGGGCCGAAGGCCCCACGGGGACGAUGGCGGAUUGCCGUUGGUCUUUGGCGCGUCAUUGCCGCGGUGCCUCACGCGGUCUUGGCGGUGCUUCAGCGGGUGCGCGGGGGAAUGGCGAGCGGGAAGGCUCGGCGCGCAUUGACGAGGCGUGUGAUGCGGCAGAUGGUGGUGGUGCACGAGGAGGAGACGGAGGUGGUGCUGGAAGCAUUCUGCUCCUUCUUCUUCCUGCUAGCGGCAUACUUCGUGUGCCAGCCGCUGCGCGACGAGGCGGCCAUGAGUCUGGGCACGGGCGCGCUGCCAGGGCUCUUCCUCGCCUCGCUCGCCUCCACCGUCGCCGCUGCUCCGCUGUCGUCCGCACUACUCUCGCGCACGGACAUCAGCAAGGGGCAGGCCCUGCUGCUGCUGUACCGUUUCUUCUCGCUCUGCCUCCUCGGCUUCUUCUUCCUCUACCUCCUCGUGCCACCACCUGCCACUCUCCCUGCUCUGCCCACGCUACCCGACGAGCUGGUGGGGGAGGGAGGGCACACAGUGCAGGCGGCAGUGUACCCCGAUGCUGCUGGCCAGCUCGCUGUCUUCGCUGACGUGUCUCUGCCCUUCCUCGCUGUCCGAGCCGGCCUCUUCCUCUUCGUGGCGCUGCUGAAUCUGUUCGCCAUAGCUGCCAUGUGGGCUCGCCUUGCCGAUGUCAUGACCAGUGAGGCGGGGGCGCGUUUGUUCGGGUUCAUAGGCGCGGGUGCCACGUUCGGCCAGCUCGCAGGCUCGCUGCUCGCCUCCUCGCUCGCUGCUCUGGGGCCCUACCUGCUCAUCCUGUCAGCCGUGCUCAUGGAGGUGGCAGCGCGCUGCUCCACACUCAUAGACGACGGCUCCACGCUGCCCCACGGCAUGCACUCACACCCGACCGACUCUCCUGCGUGUACGCAUGGGGACAUGCCGGAGGAGGGGCACGGGCACGGAUGGUGCUCCCAUGCGCGCCCACGCAAGGGCAAGGGCGUGCCCUUGCUGAACCACACUGCCGUCGCCGUUGCUGCUCCUUCACCUCUCCGCCCGUCCGCCACCGCCCCCCUGUUCCUAUCCUCCUCCUCUUCCUCCGGGGCCCACUCUGCUUCUGUCUGCUCCUACUGCUCGCACCAACCUCUGUACCCCCCCACAGCCAUCGCUGCUGCGCCCUCCCCCUCUCCUCCCCUCCUUACUCCCGCAGCAGACACACCUUCCCAACCGCUCCUCACCCCUCCAGUCCCUACAAACGCUGAUUUCUUCCCCUCCCCCUUCCUCCCCCUCCCCCCUCCGGCCCAGCCCUCUCCGGUUCCCCCUUCCGUGCCCUGUCUGCUGCAUGCGCGCAUGGGAGAGAAUGAAGGGACAGAGAAGGGCGGAGGGGGCGGACUAGGGGCAUGUCGGUUGCAUGAGAGGGGGAUGGUGGGUGGAGGAGAGGAGGGGACGAAAGGUGGGGAAGCAAUGUGUAUUCGCCUUGGCUGUGUCUCUCAGGAUCAAGAGGCACCGUUUGAGUUCACGCAAAUGCUCCCUCACGCAGCCGGAGAGGAAAAGGCUGUAGAAUUGGGGGGGCUGAGGGUGAAGGGAGGAGGUGGGGGAGAGGGAAGGGAAGAAGAAGUGGCGUUGCAAGGCUCCAUACGGCGCCCAGAGGAGCAGUUGAAAGCGGGUGAUGGAUGGAGACGGGGAGGAGGGGUUGGGGAGGGAGGGAGUGGGGGGAGAGACGAUAGGGGGAGCCAGGAGGACGAUUGUGCAGGGGAGAGAAGGGCGGGUGCAGUGCUGCGGUCUGCUGUGUCCUGGCCCCAGAGCCUGGCAGAAGCUGCUGCCGCCGAGGGGCGAGGGGAGGAGGGAGCGUGUGCACGGAAUGGCGGGAAGGGGCAGAGGCGAGGAGGACGAGGAGUGGGGAAUACAGUGGGCAGAGAGUUUGAGUCGGAAAGAGCUGCGGAUAGCGUUGCAAGGUCUUCUGGGCUGGCUGAAGACAGAGGCAGGGAUGCAGCAGUGACGAUUGCAAGAGGAAAUGAUAGAGGUGCAGUGACAGGGGGAGCAGCAGGGGCAAUGAAAAUUGAGAGAGGGGAACUGGUUUGGAGGAGGCGGGGUGAACGAUUGGGUGGGCUGGGUACAGGGGAGGAGGAUGGGGUGGGGGAAAUGCUUGGUAGAGGGGAGAGUGGCAGUGGUCUGUCCAAUGUUGCUGUUUUUCGAAGCACAAGUGGUGGUGCGGCUGUGCCCAUUACAUUGGAUGCAGGAGUAUCUAUUGGGCUUGCAGUGCAACAGAAGCACCUGAAAGGCCUCCUGAAAGGGCACCUGGGAGGAGACACGGGGGUGCAGGCAGGAGGGCAAGCAGCACGAGAAGGGUACGGACUACUCAUGCACUCUAUGUCCACGCAGCAAGAGCAUGUGGACCGUGGUCAAGGCAGUGGCAAACGCUCCUCUCUGGCAGAGGGAGCAGUGGGAGCAGCAGCAACAGCAGCAGCAGCAGCAGCAGCAGCAGCAGAGGCAGAAGCAGCCUUGGAUAUGGGCAAUUCCCCUAGCAAGCUGAAGCCGAGACCGCUGUGGCAGUGGCAGUGGGUGCGCUUGCAGGCUCUGUGGCAAGGGACAGGGAAACAGGAAAGAGCAGAGCAGGGUGGGCGAGGGGCAUGUGGAGGAGCAGCAGAUCGGGACUUGCGGCUGGCAGGCAAUGAGGGCCGUGGAGGUGGCGAGGAGAGUCGGCCAUUGCGGGCGUGCCACUCACUGCCGUGCAGAACAGCAGGUGGGGCAGAGGUGCAGAGAGGCGCAGGGGGGUGUGUGCAGGGAGGAGGGGGAAAGGGAAUGGGGGAUGCAGCUGUGUGCCACAGGUGCAUGGGUGCUGUGAGAGGGCAGAUGGGGGAGGCGAGAGGCGCAGGGGAAGCAGUGUUGCAGGAGGAAGGGAGAGGAGAAGCGUGUGAGGCGAUGGCACAAGGGUGGGCGGUACUUGCCGAGGGGCCAGGCAAGAAUGGCUUAUCCAGUGAUGGCUUGUCGGGCCUCCUGUGUGCACACUGUCAUUCCCAAGAACCCCCAGUAGCACCAGUACCAGCAGCGGCAGCAGCACUAGCACAGCGACAUGUUGAUUGGUGCGGGGCGGAUAGCAAUGGGCAGAGCAGUGCAGGGAAUGGUGGCGAUAUGGCUGAGCGGUGGUACCGUGUGGGAGGAGAGCGCGGGCCAGGGGCAGCAAUGCCUGCAAGCCAUGGUGGCCUUGGAUGCAGGGGCAGCAGCGCGGGCAGGGCGAGCAGCAGGGGCACACGGCAGAGGGGGGGGUUGAGGGAGGUGGUGGCAGGAGUGAGGCUGGUGCUGUCAUCAUCGUACCUGCUGCAUGUGUGCGCCUUCCUCAUGCUCACGGCUGUCGUCUCCUCCUUCUUCUACUUCGAGAGGUCGUCAGUGGUGGCGACAUCGGUGGUGGAUCCAGUGCAGCGGCGCAAGGCCAUAGCCAACAUCAACUCGCUCUCUGCUGUCGCCACAGUCGUCUUCCAGCUCACUCUCACGGGUCGCCUGCUGACAACGUUUGGGGUGGCAGCAGCGCUGGCAGCAUCGCCAGUGGCAGCACUGAUAGGCAUGGCGGCCAUUGCAUGGCAUCCCACACCCCUUGUAGUCGCUGGCUCUGAAGCCCUGCGCAAGGUGGUGACAUAUGUGUUGACACGGCCCAGUCGGGAGAUUCUGUUCACCGUGGUGACACGCGAGGAGAAGUACAAGGCCAAGGUCACAAUAGACACGGUGGUGCAGCGCCUGGGCGAUGCAGCAGCAGCGGGCUUCUUUCGCCUGCUGGGAGGGGUGUUCCUCCUGGGGCCCUCUGGCGUUGCCACCUACACUGUGCCGGUAACUGCCCCUCGCCACCUCACUCACUCUCCCCUCCCUCCUGCUCCCCCUCUCCCUCUCGCCCAUCCCACCUCCAUACCCGGAGCCUGA